Messenger RNA from Thermothielavioides terrestris NRRL 8126, 909 nucleotides. RefSeq lists its product as uncharacterized. Gene Ontology annotation, biological process: protein complex oligomerization; protein folding; response to heat. The record is from RefSeq and is a predicted model, not a curated record. The transcript has 2 exons. NCBI's taxonomy places the organism in Eukaryota, Fungi, Ascomycota, Sordariomycetes, Sordariales, Chaetomiaceae. The coding region runs from base 125 to 814 and encodes 229 amino acids.
CACAGCUCUCACACACAGAAGCAACUUCGCAACUCGGUGACCCGAACUCUCAACAACUCUCAACAACACCCUCACAACGCGACACCAGCUCUUUUCUAGAGUCAAACACACCCACCAAAACAAGAUGCUGUCCAUCCUCCCAUACUCGUUCUGCGCUCCGGCUCCUGUCGAAGCCAGCUUUUCGCCGCUGUUCCGGCUGCUCGACGACUUCGACAGCUACUCGCGCCAAGUCCAGCGCCCCUCAACCGGCGUUGCACACCGCCGGCAGCAUCUCCAACGCCAGCUGGCCGCCUUCAACCCCAGGUUCGACGUCCGCGAGACGGAGAACGCCUACGAGCUCCAUGGCGAGCUGCCCGGCCUUGAGCGCGACAACGUGAACAUCGAGUUCACCGACGCGCAAACUCUCGUCAUCCGCGGCCGCAUCGAGCGCAACUACGAUUCGGAGUCAGACGCCAACUCCAACACGGCCAUCGCGCAGCAGGAGCAGGCCGCCACAACCGCGCCGGCCCCCGAGCCCAGCGAGCCAGAGACGGCACCGGAGCCGCGGCGCCGCACCUCGCACCAAGCCACGGUCGAAGACGACCCGAAGGUGGCGGCCCAGCCUGAGACGCAGGCCCAGGCCGGGGAGCCCCGCAGCACCCGGUACUACCGGCGCUGGGAGCGGUCGGUGGGCGAAUUCUCGCGUGCCUUCGCAUUCCCCGCGCGCGUGGACCACGACGGCGUCACGGCGAGCCUGAACAAUGGCCUGCUCACCGUGACGGUGCCCAAGGCGAGGAACUACGCCCCGCGGCGGAUUGAGAUCAGCUCGCACUGAUGGGAUUGGGGCGGGGUCGCGCGCCCUUGAAAUGGAUGUGGAUGGUCUUCCUUCUAGUUAGGAAGCUGUACUUUUCGGUAUUUGCGUUGGCCAGC